AUGGUCGACUUCGUGCACUUGACUUUGAAAACUGGACGAUCAGCAGCGAUCUCAGAUAUAUUGAAUAUCACCACUUCGAUCGUACAUUACUGUUGGUUUUUGCAUUGGCGGCAAAGUAAGCUAAGGUCUACUUUGAACUUGGCAAGUGCUCGGUUGCAUUCAAGGGAAAGAUAUUGCGAGUGGAGUCAGCGUAAACAAGUUUUAUGCGCAGAAGCUGGCUACAGUAUGCCAUUAGAGAAACGCUGGUGCAAAUUCGGUGUAUCCACUGUAAUAACCAACCUUUGGCAUGCUCGCCUGGGUCAUGCAGGUCAUGAUCGGAUUCUGUCAGUGACUAUUAUUGCGAGCGCUAUUACCAAGCUCGAGGUCAAGCUGGACUCAUCAAAUACCGUGCGAGGGUUGUGCAUGUGGUGA
This is a messenger RNA of Plasmopara halstedii, 411 nucleotides long. RefSeq lists its product as uncharacterized. The transcript has a single exon. The record is from RefSeq and is a predicted model, not a curated record. The coding region runs from base 1 to 411 and encodes 136 amino acids. Lineage: Eukaryota; Oomycota; Peronosporomycetes; Peronosporales; Peronosporaceae.